Messenger RNA from Penaeus indicus, 1054 nucleotides. Its product is annotated as chromatin complexes subunit BAP18-like. The transcript is spliced from 4 exons. The coding region runs from base 82 to 546 and encodes 154 amino acids. Lineage: Eukaryota; Metazoa; Arthropoda; Malacostraca; Decapoda; Penaeidae. Gene Ontology annotation, cellular component: NURF complex; MLL1 complex. The record is from RefSeq and is a predicted model, not a curated record.
CUCCGCACAGUUUGUUUACGUUCUCCGCGGCGGCGUUUGGCCCCGAACUCAAGAGUGUCUUAGCAGCAGCAGCAAAAAAACAUGAACUCGGCAAGUAAAGUGGGGGAGAUUUUCCUGGCAGCUGGAACCGCUUUCAAUAAGCUCGCAGAACUGACUAUGCAGCUUCACCCCACAGCUGAACAGUCUCCCUCAGGCACAAAAUGGACAGACGAAGAAAUAGAAAUGCUGCGAUCAUCUGUGAGAAGAUUUGGUGACGAUCUUAAUGUGAUCAGUCAGAGGAUAAAGUCUCGUACUGUGACUCAGAUCAGGACUGCACUGAAGAAGAAAGCAUUCGAAGAUGCGGGGAUCUCUCCACAGGCAGCAGCUGCAUUGCAAGCCCAGCAGACAGCAACACAGUCAGGAGCAAGUGCUGGGGGAGGGAGCAUGCUGGGGGGGAGAGAUGUGACACUCAACAUGCUCAACGCCUCCGAGUCAGAGGUUGACGUGGAAGGGAUGGGAGGGGUGGGCAUGGACUUCGAGGGGGCAAAUGAAGUUGUUACGUCCUAAUGAAUCAUUUGAAUUUGUUUAGCUAAUAUUGAUGAUAAUUAUAAGGAAAAUAAUGUUUUUUUUUAUGAAAGUGCCAUGACCAGGGCUUAGCAUAGCUUUUUAUUCCUGUUAUGGCACUCCAUUUCCAGUGAAUGUCAGAAAUGAAAAUAGGAUAUGUGGCCAGUUUUGUGGCCAGAAAAUUUUGUAAUUAUUUUAUUAUAAUAGAGUCUGACUUAGUCUUAUUCAUAAAUGAAGUACAUUUUUUAUGAUUUGUGGAGUUCAUUUAUUUUCUUCCCCAAAGAUUUGGCCAAUCAGUACUUUUUAUGCAUCUUUCCAUUUUGAUUUGUGUUAAACUUAAAGUUUAUGAAAAAUUUUGAGUUCUUGAAAAAUUACUUAAUUCAGAUUCCAUGUGAAGUGUUAUCAGAAACACCAUUUCUGUAUCAUUUAUGAAUCUUCUAAGAACAAAACCUGGAUGGUUGGUUCUGUAUUUGACAGUACAAAUUGUACAAUUAAAAGGCUGUUUAUCAAA